Molecule: messenger RNA, 546 nt
Organism: Nilaparvata lugens (brown planthopper)
Lineage: Eukaryota; Metazoa; Arthropoda; Insecta; Hemiptera; Delphacidae
Exons: 4
Coding region: 172-546 (124 amino acids)
Source: RefSeq, a predicted model, not a curated record
GAUUCAUGGGGCAAAUUUCCAUCAAGUGUGUUGCGAGGAAAUAUCAUUCAAUUUGGAAAUUUUGACCAGUGCAUAAGGACCAAUGAGCGUUACUGUCUUCUCACUCUCUCUCUCCCCAAGCUGAAAGCAUUUGACCAUCUCAUUCACUCGCAUCAUAUCCUCGCCAGUACCAUGGAAGAUUCAGGCCACCGUGUCCCAGUAAGCUUCUCGUUGGUGCAGUGGGGUGUAUGUGUGCCCAGCUCCUGUGGGGCUACAGACAUUGAGUCAGCACUUCGCACCAAUGUGGCCACACACGCUCAUGCAAACGGGGUCGAAGUCAGGGUGGAAGACAAGAUGUGUCAAGCCAGGAAAGACCCUUUGCCUGCUCCCAAGUAUGGCAUGAGGAUUGCCUUAUUGGUGUUUGGCAUACUGAUAUCAUCAUGUAUAGCUGCCACGUUACUAGACAGUGAUAGCUACAGGUCGAGGAGACCCAAUGAAUCACUCAGAUCUCAGUUCCCAAUCAAACCGACCACAAAAAUUCACAGACCGUACGCUGCUGACACCUAG